Messenger RNA from Daldinia decipiens, 2417 nucleotides. RefSeq names its product HET-domain-containing protein. The record is from RefSeq and is a predicted model, not a curated record. NCBI's taxonomy places the organism in Eukaryota, Fungi, Ascomycota, Sordariomycetes, Xylariales, Hypoxylaceae. Bases 68 to 2206 code for a protein of 712 amino acids. The transcript has 2 exons.
CUUUGAAAUAGUUAUACUUAAACCAUACAACGGUGCUUAAAGUCUGUUCUUUAGUACACAUGCUAUUAUGGAAGACCCUGAAGGGUCAUUAUGUGCUACUUGCAAAUCUAGUUUCGGUAUGUUCAAUGAAAUGGAACACUGGGGGAAAAUCGCGCAUCACCAGAAGUACUCUGAUUUAGUGACGAGUAAAGAUAUCGGCUGCUUCGUCUGUACCUGGAUCUGGUCAAGGUGCCCGCCCCAAAUGCACGAAGAGGGUGUCACAGAGGACCCUAAUGAACAGUUUACAAUUAACUACUUUCUUUUCGUUGGGAUGUAUGGGGAGGGCUACGAGUGUCGCGUAACAUUUGGUAUCUCAUGUUCAUGGGCUGCCGACUAUGAACUUACUGUACGCCUAUCUACUAGCGAUGAACAGCGAAACGCAUAUCAUGGUAUGGUGGCCCGGCCGUGGGAAAAGCUCGACCCUUAUAUAGGAUCUUCUCAGUCCUUGGAAAAUGUACAACGCUGGAUUUCGUCGUGUGAGGAAAGUCACAAAGACCUUUGCAGAUCCCCCACGGAAGCUGGAGCUUUCUUUCCAACUAGAAUACUCGAUGUCCAAAAGGCGUGCUUUGGUACUGUCUUCUUGAGGAAUAGAGACGAAGCGAUGGGCCAACGCGAUUCUGGAAAGGAAGACUUGUGCUGCCAUACGCCAACUUCUACUUCAGUACACGUGUAUCCUGUAUAUUGGACUCUUUCUCAUCGUUGGGGAGACCCGAGUAAAAUUAACCAGCUCAAUAAGGAAACGGAACACCAACUUCGCGCUGGCAUACCCCUUGACGAGCUAUCACCAACUUUUCGCGAUGCGGUCCUUUUUGUCCAUCGCUUAGGCUAUAGAUAUCUCUGGAUAGACUCGCUAUGUAUAUUCCAAGACUCGGACGCUGAUUGGCGAAGAGAAGCAGAUACAAUGGUUGACGUUUAUCGCUACUCAUUUUGUAAUAUAUCGGCGAUUUCACCAUCGGUUGACCCAUCACUUGGCGGUCUAUUUCGCCAAAGAAUGGACAACGUGAGGUUUUUAUAUCCAUUCACAACUAAUAUUAGCAUUCGUAUACCUAAGCUAUCGAAACUUGACUCCGGCCCAUGGAUAGGCUGGAAUGACUCAAUCUGGGCAGACGAGAUCGAAGGUGCGGCUCUUCACACUCGAGGAUGGGUUGUACAGGAGCGUUUCUUGUCUACUCGUACUAUCUACUUCACACGAAAUCAACUUUAUUGGGAGUGCUUGGGAGGUACCCAUUGCGAGGCCGAUAUUAUGAUCGGGUUGGUGAAUUCCAGAAAGAUCAAUGAUAAAGACUUUACGCAGCGAAAGCUAGGAUAUGGAUAUAAGGAUUCGAGGAAGGAGAUUAUCAAAAAGAAAGCAACUAUUAAAGCUCGAGGGGGGCGGAUGGAGCUGUACUCUGACGGGGGAAUAAGCCCUUUCUUUUGGCAUACUAUUCUCUCGACAUACACGGCUUGUAAUCUCACAAAAAAUUCGGAUAAACUCAUCGCUCUGUCCGGUAUUGCUAAAGAAUUCCGAGCCGCCACCGGCGAUACAUAUCUAGCUGGUCUGUGGAAGCAGUCACUACACUAUGGUCUUUUGUGGAGAAGUGAGACUAAGGGAGGAACCCGGGUUCAACGAAACGAAUCUUAUGCUCCGUCCUGGAGUUGGGCUUCGGUGGCGGCCGUAGGGACGGGGAGUGGGGUCAAACUAUAUGAUAUUUAUAGGAGACAGGUGGACUCGUUAAUACAAGUGACUGACGAAAGGAUCGUGGCAGAGCCUCCUGGUGGGGAUACCACUGGUCUCCUUCGAUCCGCAGAGAUCGAUAUUAAAUGCAGACUGAUCUAUUUUCAAUACGAAAAUAAGCCUAUGCUUAUGAAAUUAUACAUUGACGAAGGGAAGACACAAUGCUACGGCAGAUUCACGUGGACGGACAUAUGUUUCGACAUGUCAGAUCGAGCAGAAAGAUUGGCAGAAGCAGAAGUUAUCGAAGGCACUUGUAUACCGAUAUGUAAAGUGGAAGAUGAAUCUCUUUUUGUGCUCGUGCUAGAGAAUGUGGAAGGAAAAAAGUUUCAACGAGUUGGCAUCUCACAGUGUGACUGCAGAGGCUAUGAUAUAGGGGGAUUUUCGGAUGAGUGGAAGGCUUGGUGGAUUGAUGGCGCUAUGAACAAUUUGGCUGGACUAAUCACUCUUGUAUAAUACGAUUGUCCAUUCAUUGACCGGGCAUAGUCGGUUUGGAAUUAAAAGCACGCAUAUUAUGACUGCCCGGCCAUUUUGAGCGUAUUUGAAUUAUAUGGCAAUAAUAAUGAUAUAUACCUACGACGAGAAGAAUAUUUAUGUACUUAAGCUGUAUAAGAAGAUAACAAGUCACCAAAAUUGGACCGUGCUUUUAAUAUCAAUAAUAGAAAGC